GCUUGAUUCAAUUCGAUUCAACUCAGUUCAUCCAGCAACAAUACACAGCACACGACGGCACAACGACACGACCAGUGCACUGACUGACUGUACAAUUAAGGCUAUUGGUGGAUAUGUGUGAUGCAAAAGUGUGGUGUGGUAUGGCUUACAAAAUCAAUCACUCACACGUACGACAAGGUGACGACACCAACACCCGAUCGACCGGCGCGAGACGCAUGCGACAAGACGCAAUAGCGUCGCUACAGUUAGCUACACCGAUCCACCGUUCUCUCUCCUUCCGACGGCAACGUCUGUAUGUACAUUCCGCGAACGCUCAGACAACCACAGACAGACGAAGAGUGCCAAGCUGAGAUACGACGACAGACGAGACGUAUCUACAGGGAGGCAGACACCAAAGACAGACAGACAGACAGACAGUCAGAUCGACAGCAGCUGAAUUCCCUACGAGUACCAUUCAUUCAUCCAUUCCGACACCUCUCAUCCAUCACAGCGCCACCCGCAGUAGCCAUCCAUCCAUCCCGUCCGUCCAGAUGCCCUUCUUUCGGACAUCGGCACACCCUUCUCUGUCCUUACCUUUCCUUACCACGCCACACCCACACGACACGCGCAAACCCUCCAAGCAAGUCAGCACCACCAUAUCGUCGAAUACAGGCAGACAGCGAGACAGACAGACAGACAGUGAUGCGGACAAAAUAUGGAAUUUGUACGGGGGAGGGAGUAGAGCAGGCGAGCUGAUGAAGACAGACAAACACCACACACAGAAGAAGCAGCAACGGGAGAAGGGAAGGAAGUAUCGACAGACAGAUAAGGCGAACGGGCAAAGCACACCGAGAAUCAGAGGGAGAUAGGGAGCUGCUGAGGCCCAUUUCCCUCCUUGGCUGGUCGUUUAGCCACUAGGACACACACAUACACAGACAGACAGACAGACAGACAUCCACACGCAGCACUGCACAAAUAUCGACCCACCCACCCACUCCCUACCGCCCACCGAGCUGUAGACAGCUUACCCCUUACCCCUCCCCAACCCUCAACUCAGCCACGUGUGCAAUACACACGCACACACACGUGCACAUCCAUCCAUCCAGACCUCAUAGGAGAAGACAAUCGUUUGCACGCAAGCCGCCAUCCAAGGCAUGAAAAACUGGCGCGGUGCUGGCUCGACAGCCAGCGUUCGAGAAAGGGGCACGAAGAGAAGCACCACACAUGGCAGAGCUUGUGAGCGCAUGUAUGUAUGUGCAUCAUCAGCAGCAAGAUCGUAGUGGAGGGGACAGGCGCGAGAAUGGAAAACCGCCCGCACAUCCACCACACACAUAACAGCAGGCUUGCUCGCGUCGAGUGCCACUUAUGUACACACAUGACAUGUACACGGAUAGACAGACAGACAGACAGACAGGGAGGGAGGGAAUGAAUGGAUGGAUGGAUGGACGUGUGGAGGUCCAAAAAAUAAAGCAGAGGGAGGUCAGUCGGUCGGUCGGUCAGUCAGUCAGUCAAGAGUACGCACUACGCAGCCGCUUGCUGGUCACCCAUCCCAACCGCCACACACGCCCAUUGCCUCACUGUACACCACGUACGCAUCCAUCCAUGGGCAGAUGCAGGAAGGGAAAAUUGCGAUGCAUUAGUACGUGAAAGGAUGAGUGGAUGGAUUACCGCACGCGUCUUGUGUGGGAGCGUGGGGGGGUGGGUAAGCGGCCGAAGAAGGCAAGCAACCAAGCAAGCAAGCAAGCAAGAGAAAGCAAAUAAGCAAAUAAGUACAUACAUACAGGUGGAUAAAUGGUACACAAAUACACAAUACACACUACAUAUGUACACAGCCAUGGGCGUAUACACACACACAUACACAUACAUACAUACACAUACAUACAAACAGGUACGGCAGUUUGAAAAUCCUCCCCAUUCCUUCGUUCCCUCGACACUUCGGUCGCUGCUAUGCUAUGCUAUCCUACGCCUCAAUUAGUCAGGCCACACACACACACACACAUAUACACACACAACCACAAGCAGCCAACCCAACCACCAGCCAACCAGCCAGGGUAGCCAGCCAAGAAGACAACGAGAAUAAGCGAGAGAAACCACCCACCACAGCAGACCACAGGCAGCAGCAAGACACACAGGCAGGAAGGCAGGCAGGCAGGCAGACAGUCAGCCAGCCAGCCAAAUGAAUGACAACCAGGCAAGCCAACGCACACAUGACACCACAGACAGGAAAACAGCACCAGACACCAACACCGGUCCCUUACACACAAUGGGAUGGGAUGGGGUGGCAUGGGAUCAGAUUGCAUGUGCAGUGCGCCGUGAUGUGUCUGAGUGUGAUGUGUGUGUGUGUGUGUGUGUGUAAUGGGUGCGUUGGUUACUCAGAAGGAUCGGCACUCGAAUCGUGUGCCGAGGCACCUGCCGCGCACCGCCAGCACCUGGAACCGCUCGGCUGAUAUGUCGAUGAAACCGUUGUCUAUCAAACGACCUGCACACGCAACCCAGCACACAGACAGAUAGAUACAUAUCGAUGAGCCCGCAGUGGAUGGAUGGAUGGAUGAGUACGUACCGACGUUGAAGAAUACGUUUUUGGCUCUGCCGCCCUGCACGCCGAACCUAGUGCCCGGCUGCAGCUGACGAUUGCCGUCACUCCCACUGCCACUGCUACCGCUGCCAACACCGCCAUCAUCACCUGACAUACACACCAUACACAGAAAGCAUUUCGUCCAUCCACCCACCGCCCCUCUCGGCCUGUCUGUCUGUCUGUCUGGUGUGUUGGAUUUGAUCUGCGCACCUGUGAGUUUGUUGGCGUCUAUGUCAAGGCUGGUGUGUCUUAUGAGUUUGUUGGCCUCCUCCGUCUUGCCCUCGUUGUAUGCGGGGCCCUUGAAGACCGCCAAUGGGGUGGUACGGGACACGUCACCCUUGUCGUACAGAUUCGCACCCUCCUGUAUGUGUGUGUGUGCAACAAGCCGAGUACUACAACAGCGCUCUCUGCGUGUGUGUGUACGAGUUAGUCGGGUGCUUACGGGUAUCAUGGUCAUGGUGUCGCCGUUGGCGAAGGCGAUCUCGACGAUGUGUUUGUCGGUGUUGCGUGUGACCUCGUUGAUCUUGUAGAACUUCUCUAGAGAUCAACACGGUCACAAGUUGAUCUUGUAGAACUUCACUUGUUCGUACUCGAUCUUGUACCUAUGUGCUCGCCGCUCGACUUGAACUCGAGGUAGAGGGCCUCCACCUUGUAGAGGUCCGCCAGGUCCACCUCGAGCAUCUCAAACAUACCCAGGCUGUCCAACGUCUCCUUGGCCGACACAUCCACGGCACGACCUGCACACACAACACACACAGACACAGACACAGACACACACAGACACAGAGCAUGUGUAUGUGUAAUUUGCCCGGGCCCUCUCUCUUUUUUCUCGCUGGUAUCGGCUUGUGUGAUGCGCCGACCAUCGAUGGUGGCGACUUCGAUGAGGCGGCCAUCCUUGUCGGGCCUGAAGUCUUUUGAGAUCUCGUUGGCGCCCAGACAGACGCCCAAGAAGAUGGCCAGCGUCGCAAGAUACAGCAGCGCGAUGCCCGCCAGUAUCACCGACAAAUGGCGGGACCGACGCUGCUCCUGCUGCAACGCACGAGCCGCACGCGCCACGUCCUCGAUGCUGAACUUGCCUGGUUGGUACACAUACACAUAACAAGCCAGAGAGCAGAAAUCGUCUCUCUGUCGCUCUCUCACCAUCACACCCCUCCCUCCCCUGCUCACCAUCGCCAUCUGAGUCCCAUGACUUGAGCACACGCACGAGCAGGUCCGAGUCGCCGCCCCGCCCCCCGCCCGUGAUGGUCACAGCAGCCCGCCGGAAGUUCUCUGUCCGGUUGGUGGGGAUACCGCUGCUGCCAUUGGGGCUGAAACCGUCCACACCACCACCACCGCCGCCGCCGAACCGCAGAUGGUGUGUGGCAGGGGGAAGGGCCAGCUUGGGCACGGGUGUGUUGGUGUUGGUAUUGGUGCCGAGCUUGGAUGGCGGGGCGGACGAGGACGACAUACUCGACGGCGAUGUCUGCUCGCCGAAGUGGGGCGUCGGCUGCUGUGUGGCUGUGGCUGUGAGGGAGAAGAGCUUGGGAAUGGGGAAGCCGAAGCUGCGAACGGCUUCACUCAUUAUUUCGUACCCACUAUUCGUGGAUGGACGGAAGGCCACCACCACAGGCGAUCUGGCUAUCCAAUAGCUACAGUAAUGCUCU
Molecule: messenger RNA, 4197 nt
Organism: Vitrella brassicaformis
Lineage: Eukaryota; Vitrellaceae
Source: the annotation of a GenBank genome assembly